AUGGCCGACAAUCCAGAAGAGCCAUCGCAAAAUGCGCUGGCCUCGACGUUCCCCAACCCGCCGCCGUUCUGGAGAGACUUUACCCCGGAAAACGUCGCCAGGAUAGAAGAGCUGCGAAAAGCGCAAGCAGAAAAGGAUGGCGUUGCUGUCAAGAACUUGCCAGCCCGCAUACCAGAUGUUCCCGAAAGCCUCAUGAAUCUCCAACCUCCGGCUGAGCCGCCAGCAGGAACAUGGAAAGUCUUGGGCGGAAACUAUACGCUCGACGAUAAGCUUCCUUCUCUCGAGGAAGGUGAAAUCAAGCGAUUGGUACCGGCGCAUUCGGAGGAGAAGGACGGAAAGCAUCUCGAUCGAGCAUUCGAGCUCAAGAAAAUGGCCAAGUCUCUGCUGCUUAACUUUCUCGAGCUCGUUGCCGUCAUGGCUACGGUGCCAGACGACUCGAAGGCUGCUGCGAAAAUUGAAGAUUUGCGCACCAUCUUCAUCAACUUCCACCACGUCCUGAACGAAUAUCGACCCCAUCAAGCUCGCGAAUCGGCCAUUGCGCUGAUGCAAUCCAAUCUCGAUCGUACCAGAGCGGAAACAGCUGCGAUUCGAGCACAGGUUGACACGGCCAAGCGAGUUCUCGAGGGCUUAGGAAGCAUUGAUACACCGAAAGUACCAGAUAUCAUCAGCUCAGUCGUUGACGGCGAGCUGACUAGUAAAGAAGCGGAGACUUUUGCCCAGACAAGAGAGCAAGAAGUAUGGGGAGAGGCGGAUGCUUUGUUUCUUUAG
Colletotrichum lupini is the source of this 768-nucleotide messenger RNA. RefSeq lists its product as uncharacterized. The coding region runs from base 1 to 768 and encodes 255 amino acids. Gene Ontology annotation, molecular function: transcription coregulator activity. Gene Ontology annotation, biological process: regulation of transcription by RNA polymerase II. The transcript is spliced from 3 exons. Gene Ontology annotation, cellular component: mediator complex; core mediator complex. The record is from RefSeq and is a predicted model, not a curated record. NCBI's taxonomy places the organism in Eukaryota, Fungi, Ascomycota, Sordariomycetes, Glomerellales, Glomerellaceae.